Cephus cinctus (wheat stem sawfly) is the source of this 2398-nucleotide messenger RNA. Its product is annotated as solute carrier family 35 member F2. Lineage: Eukaryota; Metazoa; Arthropoda; Insecta; Hymenoptera; Cephidae. The record is from RefSeq and is a predicted model, not a curated record. The transcript has 9 exons. Gene Ontology annotation, biological process: transmembrane transport. The coding region runs from base 386 to 1708 and encodes 440 amino acids. Gene Ontology annotation, molecular function: transmembrane transporter activity. Gene Ontology annotation, cellular component: membrane.
AUUGCCGGAAAAUUCUAUCACCGGGUGAACCUUUCGAUUAUUAAAAAACAAUGUAAUCAAUCCUAAUCCUCAAAUACAUAUCCAUUAUCUGUUUCGUUAUUUACACAAUUACAUUAUCUAUUAUUAAUUUUCAUUAUUCAAUAGUAAGAUCAAUGCAUUCCCAUCCAGCUAUCUUUUACCUACAAAUGCAGGGUAUCUAAAAAUCGAUAAUUGAAUAGAAUACGACCAUCUUCUUUGGCAACACUUUUAAAAAUACUGGCUCCAUUUUACUACUUUUACGCAUAAGGAAAUCUAGUAGCACUGUAAGGCUGUUAUUCUCGACAAGGAGAGAGAAAGGAAAGGGUCGCGCAAGCGCCUUCGUAAAUUCUAGGAUGCCAGGGUGAAAAUGCACCAUAACAUGGGAGUGUCAGCGGGCGGCCGUCUCAGUAAUCAAAAUCCAAAUAUGCAACCCCAAAAUGGGAUUUGUGACAAGAUUGAAAAUUACAUAUCCGAAUUGGGACAAUGGGCCGUGUGGAGAGCAAUAAUAAUGGGCCAAUUUCUGUCUAUAGUACUUUGCUUUAUGACACUCUUUAAUCAUCACAUUAACACGGGAUACGGAUUUUCAUUGCCAACAGGACAAAACUUACCACAUUAUGUGAUGAUGUGUUUGGUCUACACGUCUUGGCUUUCUUGUCGAGGCGUAGGAAAUGGUUUAAUCUCUGUAAUUAAAGCUCGAGGUUGGAGAUAUUUGUUAUUAGCCCUCAUUGACGUCGAAGCAAAUACAUUGCUCACAUCAUCGCAUCGAUAUACUAGUCUUGCCAGCAUACAGAUACUGGAUUGCGUGGCAAUACCCGUGGCUUUAGCUCUAUCGUGCUUAGUACUUGGUGUAAGAUACAGAAUGGUACACAUUGUUGGGGUAUGUGUUUGUCUAAUGGGUGUCGGAUGUCUAGUUUGGGCAGGAAUUGAUGAUCACAAGGAUCCAUCAUCGAGCGGUAAAAAUCAACUCGUUGGCGAUAUGCUAUGCUUGGGUGGUGCCGUCUUAUUUUCGGUGGUUACUGUACUACAAGAACUUGCUGUUAAAACUGUAGAUAUUAUCGAAUACUUGGGAAUGAUCGGUUUCUUCGGUAUGAUCAUCAGCUGUUUGCAAACAGUUAUCCUAGAAAAGCAAAUGGAAUCUUUUCAAUGGGAGUCCGCACCGGUUAUACCGUUUCUGGUGGUUUACUGUAUCACGCAAUUUGUUUUUUUCUCCCUUGUGCCUGUUAUAUUAUUUGAAUCCGGCGCUACGGCUUUACAAUUAGCACUUUUGACUGCAGACUUUUUUAACAUUCUUUUUGGAAUGUUAAUACACCAGUACAAGUUCAAUACUCUAUAUUUUCUUUCCUAUACUCUCACAAUGACGGGUAUUUAUAUUUACGCAAUAAAAAGAACGCCAAUGUCCUCGAAUUCGCGAAGACAGCAUAUUGAACCACCAGCACCUGACUACAGUGACAUCGUUUUAAGACACAUGCCCCACCCUGAUGUCGGUGAGGUAGAAAUGGCUACUAGUUCAGGAAUGUCGGCAGUUAGUGGUACACUUGAUAUAAGAGCGUCCACACUUGGCAGUGAAAGAGAAACUGUCGAUGCUACGAGUUUACCAUUGAGCGUUAGUUCUGAUACGGCCUUUACAUCUUUCUACGGUAGUCAAGCAAAUCUGAAGACUGUUAAUGGGAACAGCGGAGCUACCUGUUAAUAGGGGAAAAAUAACUGCCUAGGUAAAGAAGUCAUAAAACAUUUUAUAAACUCAACACUCGUUCACGCACAUUAUGGAAGACUUAACCGAGAUAAGUAAUUGAUAGGAGGAUUAAUAUCAACAAUAAUUACGGUUAAUGAUACAAGCCAAAUCUUAAAGUAAUUCAAUACACCGAUCGUUAUAGCAGGUCCAACACCACGUUACAGGUAUAUUAAUACUUUUUAAACGGAACUACUAUUUGUCCGUACUAUCGUUUUUUUAUAUAAAAUACAAGUAAAAAAUCUACAUUCGGGGGAAAAAGAAAUGUGCCAAAUUUCAAAAGUCUUUUACCGCUAAUUAAUACAUUCGUAAGAAUUAAUAUGAUAAGGAGAUCUAUAAUUAACUGUAUACUUGCAAAACUCGUUCGAUACAUAUUCUUUUCACGUACAUAAUAUCUAUGUAAUAUAAUUCAACGAAUCGUUACACUUAAUUAUAAUUAGAAUCUGUUGAAAAUGUCUUACAGUAUUGCGACUCAGUAUUCUAUUGUUUAUUAUAAUUAUUAACGUGUAUAAUAGUUUAUGUAAUGUUAAUCUUAGCCUAUUGUUUACAUAGUGUAUCCGUCAUUAUGUACUCAAACAUCAUAUUGCUCAAUGUAAUUUGUAAUUUGUAUUAUUAUUUUUGUAUCUAUUAUUGUUUCACCUAAUUUUAUGU